This is a messenger RNA of Oxyura jamaicensis (ruddy duck), 3513 nucleotides long. RefSeq names its product translocase of inner mitochondrial membrane 44 (gene TIMM44). Gene Ontology annotation, molecular function: protein-folding chaperone binding. Gene Ontology annotation, cellular component: mitochondrial inner membrane. The record is from RefSeq and is a predicted model, not a curated record. The coding region runs from base 119 to 1471 and encodes 450 amino acids. NCBI's taxonomy places the organism in Eukaryota, Metazoa, Chordata, Aves, Anseriformes, Anatidae. Gene Ontology annotation, biological process: protein import into mitochondrial matrix. The transcript is spliced from 13 exons.
AAGGCAGAGGCUUCCCGGGCCCUGCCCCGCCGCCUCCCGUGACGGGACCGAGCCUCAGCGGCGCGCGGCAGCGGCGUCAGCGCUCGGCGCCGCCCGAAGGUCACACACCGGCCUCAAGAUGGCGGCGGCGGCGGGCGGCUGCCGGAAAUGUCUCAUCAGUGGCAUAUGGCUUAUAUCUAGGAGAUACCCAGUUCCUGCAGUCCACAGUGGUACCCGGUAUAGAACGAGCACGCCUCUUUUAGAGAUCAAUCAGUCUAGAUGUUAUUCUUCAGGAGGAAGAAAAGGUUUUAUAUCAGGUUUUGUGGAAAACAUCAAACAAGAAUUAGCAAAAAACAAAGAGAUGAAAGAAAGUAUUAAAAAGUUCCGAGAUGAAGCUAAAAAGCUAGAAGAAUCUGAUGCACUUCGAGAAGCAAGAAGGAAAUAUAAAACCAUUGAAUCUGAAACAGUGAAGACCUCAGAAGUGAUUAAAAAGAAACUUGAAGAAAUCACUGGUACAGUUAAAGAGAGUUUGGAUGAAGUAAGUAAGAGUGAUAUUGGCCGGAAGAUAAAAGAAGGUGUGGAAGAAGCAGCAAAAACGGCAAAGCAGUCUGCAGAGUCAGUGACAAAAGGAGGGGAGAAAUUAGGCAAGACAGCAGCCUUCAAAGCUAUCUCUCAGGGAGUAGAAACCGUUAAGAAGGAAAUAGAUGAAAGUGUUUUAGGGCAGACUGGUCCUUACAAGCGUCCAGAGCGACUACGAAAAAGGACAGAAUUCUCAGGCGAGAGGAUUAAAGAGGAACGAGUGUUUGAAGCUAAUGAAGAGGCCAUGGGUAUGGUGCUGCAUAAGGACUCAAAAUGGUAUCAGCAGUGGAAAGAUUUCAAGGACAACAAUGUGGUGUUCAAUAGGUUCUUUGCAAUGAAGAUGAAGUAUGAUGAAAGUGAUAAUGCAUUCAUUCGAGCUUCCAGAGCUGUCACAGACAAAGUCACCGAUUUGAUAGGUGGAUUGUUCUCGAAGACAGAAAUGUCUGAGGUUUUGACAGAGAUACUCAAAGUGGAUCCCUCCUUUGACAAAGAUCGUUUUUUAAAGCAAUGCGAGCGUGAUAUAAUCCCCAAUGUCUUGGAGGCUAUGAUGUCUGGAGAGCUUGAGAUCCUCAAAGAUUGGUGCUACGAAGCAACUUACAGUCAGCUUGCUCAUCCAAUCCAGCAAGCCAAAGCCAUGGGUCUGCAGUUCCACUCCAGGAUUCUGGACAUUGACAACAUUGAUCUGGCUAUGGGGAAAAUGAUGGAGCAGGGACCAGUAUUAAUCAUCACUUUUCAAGCUCAGAUUGUGAUGGUAAUAAAGAAUCAGAAAGGGGAGGUGGUAGAAGGCGAUCCGGACAAGGUUCUGCGGAUGCUGUACGUAUGGGCACUGUGCAGAGACCAGGACGAACUCAACCCCUACGCUGCCUGGAGGUUAUUGGACAUUUCCUCAUCGAGCACUGAGCAAGUUCUCUGAGAAGAAUCGCAUCUGAGAGCUUCCUGUCCCUCUCUUCAAGCAAUGCCGGUUCUGAAUUUGCACCAGUCUACUGCAUGAUGAUCUGCGGGGGAAAGAGGCUAGAUUGGUUCCUUUUCAGAAGAACAGGCUGUGAGGUGUGCCAUCGUUACGCCAAUUCCCAUCAUGAACUGGACGAGUCUGACGUAUCUGCCUUACACUUUGCUGUGUAGCUGUUGCACUGUAAGGAUGUACGGUAGAUGGUAAUGUGAGUGCUCUGAGACACUAGCGGCUGCUCUUGGCUCCUGUUUUAAUCGUGGCUGAAGGAGGUUUGGGUUCUGUGUAUUUCCCAGUGCUUCCAGUGAUACCCACAGAGGUGGGUGUUGAAGAACAGUGCAGUGAGAUGUGACAGGUCUAGUUCCAAUCUGCUGUCAUCCUCUGAUGGCCUUACAUCAACCCCAAAAAGAACUUAGAGGUGCUUUUAAGGCACCACGUGUCUCAGCUAAUCCACAUCUCGCACAGAGCCGCACCAAUCUGUUGCUGUAGUGUCUUGUACCUCGCCAAACCAAAUGCAAUCAGGUGUUUGCACAUGACUCGGAGUAGAACAGAGUCAGGAUGGAGGUGUUUGCAUCAUCAUACAUAAAUGUCCACAGUUCUGCAGGGGGAACAUUCUUGUUUGUGGUGUUUUUGUUCAUUGUGUCAGCUGGUACCAGGAAAGAGCACACACCUGCACUUCUCUGCCAGGCUGAGCUGAUGGUGCGGAGGAAACAGGCUCUACCUGGCUGCAGGGAAGCAGGCAGAGUGCUAGAACAGUGAUCAGGAAUAAGGAUGGACAGAGUAACAGCAAAUGAGUAAAUAACAUGCAAUAACACGUAGAACGUCACCUCUUGUAGCUCAGACAGUGAUUAGGUGAGAUGAAAAGAGAGGGUGCGGUUCCCUUACUGCGUGGAGUUCUUCCCAAGCAUGGCUUUCUUCACCGGAUGGAUUUCUGCUCUGGGGGAUCACACACCUGUCCUGGAAGUCCCAGGUAGCAACUGGGAGGCAUCAGAGGGAAACUGCAGGCACGUUUACAAAAACCCUUGGUUCUGAGCUUCUGGUGAAGGCUCAGUUUGGGCAUUGUGGUGGGGUUCAAAUCCUCAACUGCGUCCUCUUAAUGGAAAGUGAGGUUGGGGGGAAAGAAGAUAGUCGUGGAAGGUCAUCAAAGGGCUGAUGUGCUGCUGUGUUCUGCCUGUACACAGAACAGGGUGAUGCUGGAUAGCACUUCUUGACGUGGGGAUGGAAGAGUGACCAGAUCAGUUCAUUUGAGUGUAAAUGGGAUUUUCUCACAGCCCUUGGGAGAAACGUUUAAAUCUCACAGCUCUUGGGUGAUGUGUGCAGCAAAUUCAAUAGCAGUCUACCCUGCCCCAUAGAAGAUGCCCGAACUUGCUGCCUGGCUGCCAGGCUAGGUCCUGCUGCUCCCAGGGCAGGCUGGGGGGGGGGGGGGGGGGGUAUUCCCCGCUGCCUCCCUCAUCGCACAGUUUUCUCCCUGGUGCUUUUGCCGUUGAAAUAAUUUCCGAUUUUUACUCAGAUCUUUAAAGCGCCAAUACCCAAACUAAAGAUCUGAACAGAGUUAAUUCCACAGUGCAGAAAUCAGCCGUGAGAGGGAAUCCCCGUAUCUGACUGCCUUCAGAAAUGGAGGGCGAUGCGGACCUCACUUGGUGAGGCUUUUUCUGGGGUGGAUCUCGUCUAACAUCUCUGCACGCUGCCUGUACUGUGCGUGGAGAGCCUAAUUCUGUAUUUGAGUGUCUGGACUGCUGAGUGGAAAUGCAGUGUGUCUUUGAGAUACUUCCUGAACUUCACCGGGGAUGGGGAAAGUCUCAUCACCAACACGAUACAGAAAUUGAGUCAGUGGCUUCGGGACAUGAAGACUGCUCCUCUCCUGCCCUGCUACCUCUGUAGCUGAACAGAGGCUGUCCCUGAUAAACACGGGUCUGCAACAGCCUAGGUAUGUGUGCAGUCUAUAGCCUGUUGUCCAAAACUUUCGGGAUUCUUCUUUGAAACAUGUGCAAAACUUCUUUUAUCUGGUA